CUAGUCUUUAGACAUUGUUGCUGUUCACGACAGAUAAUCACACGAAAACUCAACUCCGCUUCACAACACCGACGGACGGUCGUUUUUUCACUCGCUAUUUUCGAAAAGCAGCCCUCUUAAAAAAGAAAACCAGACGCUCCGGCUCACACUCGCCUUCUGCACCUGUUGGACUACAAACUGACGUCAUCUCCCGCUGCCUCCGUUUUGGCGGUGAAACUCACUGAGAUGGCUCCAAUCAAAUUUGUCAUUAAGUGUGGGAACUUUGCUGUGCUGGUGGAUCUCCACAUUCUGCCCCUGGGCGGCCAAGAGGACGCCAGCUGGUUUACUACAGACCACAUCGAGGAAGUUACAGCCCUGGUUCGAGAUGCUGUGGACCAGAGGGUUAAGCAGUACACAGAGUCCCUCCACGUUAAAAGACAGCCCAAACAGAAGAAGGAGCUGGCACCUGCUUCAGCCUUUUUUGUGAAAGGGAAGACCUUCAGCCUAGUUGCCAAUUUUCUAAAGCGUCAUGUCAACCUCAGAUGUAUUGCCAAGAAGCUCUACGGAGAUUUGCGUGUGUUUCCUGAACGCUAUGUUGUGUGUGUGAGCUGUCCAGAGGAUGCCUCAGCACACCAUGGAAACCCGAGCCUGCCCGCGACUGAGCUGAGCGAACAAAGCAGAUCGGAAUAUUUUUCCAGAGCUGGAGAAACCCAAGAGCCUUUAAACAGCCUCACAAAAACAAAGAAGACUGUGCUUCAAAAGAUAGCUAAACAAGCUUGUGUCCAGCGAGACCGCUAUGGGUCCAGUACGGGGGAGCUGCAGAUUGACCAGAGAGCCUGCCUCAAAAACCAAACAGGGGGACUUACAGCUGGCGAGUCAGAAUCAAGCCCAAUAUCGACCAGCUCUGGACAGAAGGCCUUCCCAGAGGCAGACCACAAGGUGCAUUUCACUAGUGCCUCAAAUGAAGCUGUGGUUCAGAUUGUGACUACUCGAAAGCAGGGUCUGACCCUGGAGCAGCAGACUGAGAAUAGUCCUCCAGACAGCAUCAACCCAAAUGGUGCCUCUGUAGUUUUAUGCCAACAUGAAAUCAGUCAGGAGGAGCACAGCAAGAGCAAGAGGUGCAAGUCGAGCGAUGUAGGGGAAGACCCUCACCCACAGAGGGCCAAGAGGACGUGCCUUGGAAGACCUCCAGCCACAACGCAAACUAACUCCACCAAGUGCUCCACACAAACAUCCAAGCAUGACCUUCUUCCUCUGCCGCCCUUUCCUCCAGUCGAAGCCAAGGCAGAGUCCAAGGCUUUCCCAGUCUCCGAGUGCAAGAAAACCACACUGGAAGUAGAGCUGCUUACUCUAGGGAAACGGGCCCAGAGGCUCCCCCUCACAAGCAAUAACACGGCACAGACAAACCAAAACAGGCUGGCCGCAAGUCUGAGGGGCCUAUCUGUCAAGCCUGCAUCCUCAGGCUCCUCUAUUAGUUCCAGAUCCACACUCGAAGAGGAGGGGAGUGAAAAUGUGCCCAGAACCUCUAGAUUACGACGACUGAAGAGGUCCUGAGGGGGAGAGACAAGCUACAGUAAAGAUGCCUGACGCCACAGAGAUAGAGAUGAUAUUGUGUCAGGCUACAUGUUUACCCCAUGCAGUCUCCUCAGAUGACAUGAAUUUGUACUAGUGUCACAUUUUACUUCACUAUCUAUUCUUUUCACAUGUGUUGUAUAUACAGUGCACACACACACACACACACACAGAUCAAAUGCUAAACAUAUUAUAGCAAUUGAUACAUGAGUGUUUGAGUUACACUUUGUCAAAUACUUGAAACAGACUUUGCCUCCACCCAUAAGUAGUGGUGGUCAAGAGAGGCUCGCAAAUGAAAGUCAAAAACCUUUAAUUGGAGUUUAGAUUUGGUUUUGUGUUAAAGAUUGGGGAUUUCAGACAGGCAGGAGCCAUGCAGUACGUCAUGGCUUUCAGUCUGAAAUACUGGCUCCUACGUGUCUGAAAACUGUCCAGUUUCCCCGCUGAAGCUCUGCUGUGAUUGAUUGCUGUUUCCAGAUUUAUUUCAUCACCCUAUUCUCAAAAAUGUACUGUUGUAGUUAGAUUUCAUUCAUAUACAAUUUGCUCAAUACUUAGUUGCUAAGCACCUGAAAUGUAUAUUUAAAUUUGAGGGUAUUAUGGAGCUUUUAUCAUUGAAUUUAAACCAAAAAUGUAUGGGUGUAUGGGCAGUAUUGAAAUAUUAGUGGUUUUCUUUGGAAAUAGCAGGACAUCUACAGUAUCACAGGUUAAAAUGUAGCUGCUGUCGUCGCUCCUGCCCUUGCCAAGAGACAACAUGGGGUAAUUAUAGUCACUCCUACCUGCGUGUAAAGCCCAAGACAUUGCACUUGAUAACAUGAUGUUGCCUUAUUAUUUUAGCUGGAAAGACAU
Messenger RNA from Morone saxatilis (striped sea-bass), 2394 nucleotides. RefSeq names its product SLX4 interacting protein (gene slx4ip). The record is from RefSeq and is a predicted model, not a curated record. Lineage: Eukaryota; Metazoa; Chordata; Actinopteri; Moronidae. The coding region runs from base 226 to 1533 and encodes 435 amino acids. The transcript has 8 exons.